Molecule: messenger RNA, 1627 nt
Organism: Nasonia vitripennis (jewel wasp)
Lineage: Eukaryota; Metazoa; Arthropoda; Insecta; Hymenoptera; Pteromalidae
Product: homeobox protein rough
Exons: 3
Coding region: 536-1390 (284 amino acids)
Biological process (GO): regulation of DNA-templated transcription
Molecular function (GO): DNA binding; DNA-binding transcription factor activity, RNA polymerase II-specific
Source: RefSeq, a predicted model, not a curated record
AAAAAAGCAGGGCGAAAGGCAGGAAGAAAGCAAAAGAGUAGGGGGCGGCCGGAUAGAGUCGGGCGCAGAUCUCUCUCUCUCUCUCUCUCUCUCUCUCGUCGAGCGCGGGGAAGGGAACCGGUCAUCAUCCCCUGCGUGUGUUGCGCCGGCUUCCUUCCUUCCUGCAAAACUGCACGCACUCGAGCCCCGGUCCACUUUGCAUCGGUCCUUGGCGCGAGAAUGACGGAUGUGUACGCACGUGCCGACCUGUAGAGAUACGAGUCGUUCAUUAGAUCGAGUUUUCGUACGUUGUGUAAACGCGUUGCGUGAGUGAGAUUAUUAAAAAUUUAAUCAUAUUGCGGUUAAUCUAAGUAAAAAAGCCAUUACCAAAAAAAUGUGACUCUUCCGACUCUCCACAUCAGCAACUAUAGCAAAAUCCCAACAAUGCCCGAACAAAAGAACCUCAUCGAGAGCCCGAACCAUCCUGUCACUCCAAAAAUCACGUCCUUCUCCUCCAAAACCCCAUAACCUGGAAUUAAAAAAAAAAGUAAAUAAAAUGUCAAAGAUGUGCGUCACCUCAGUGGUAACGAAAAAGACUCGUCCGUCGUUGCCCCGCGAGUUCUUCGCUCGCAUCUACGAGACAGAGCGUCAGCAGCCAUCGGCCAGCAACAACAAUCCCGACGACGAGGACGAAGAAGAAGAAGAAGAGGUCGAGGUCGACGUCACUAGCGGCACCGACGACGAGGAGGACGAUCGACUAUGCGCCAAGUCCAAGGAGGAAAGUAAUGGUGUCGGUGCAGGCAAUCGAGCCGGUUUCGCGACGGAAGUGCCGCAACAACCGCCGUUCGCGCCGCGAUUGUUUCUACAACCGGCAGCGCCUCCACACUGGAACCCUUUGCAACUGGCCCAACUUCACGGGAUUUCCGGUCAUGCGAGUAGGGUCGAGCAACACCUUCAGGGAUUGGCUGCUUUUUGGGCGAGGCGAAAGAAGAAAGAGGGUCGACCUCGUCGACAGCGUACGACGUUCAGUAGCGAGCAGACUCUGAGGCUCGAGAGUGAAUAUCGUCAAGGCGAGUACAUAUCGCGAGCGAGACGAUUCGAGCUCGCCAACGGACUCAAACUCACCGAGACCCAGAUCAAGAUCUGGUUCCAGAACAGGCGCGCCAAAGACAAGCGGCUCGAGAAGGCACAGCAGGACCAGCAUCUUAGAAACAUAGCGAUAGCUGGAGGCCUGAUGAUGGGAGUACAGCUGCCUGGUGCCCUGUGCCGCUUCUGUCAGGCACCUUUUUGUCUUUGCGCUUGUCUCAGGACGCCCACGACGAUUCAGCAACCCACGACGACGACGAUGACGGCGACGACUACGGCGAUGAGCCUCGAGGCCAAACCUCCUACUAGCACCGCGUCGAUGUAAUUUACUGUUUCUUUAUACAUAUGAUUUUGUAUAAACUUAUAGCGCGAUGAAGAUUAUUAUUAGAAGUGGAAGGGGCCGGCAGGUGUACUAGCGCAGAUGUGAUUUUCUUUGAUCUCUUGAUUAUUCUUAUUUAAUGAAUGUGCCAAAGCUUACUGAUCAACGCUUGCGUUACACUGUCUUUGAUUUGGCUACGAAUAAAGUGUAUAGUUAAAAAUAAAAUUUUUUAUAUAAAGGCAA